AUGUUGUCCAGAGCCACGGUCGGAAUAAAGAAGUUGUGGAAACAUGAAGCCAGCCCAACAUGGCUGGACGAACAUUCGUCAGACUCGCAAUCAAGAAUUCGGCUCUCGUUGAGCAUCUCGUUGAUUAUCAUGUUUUCAGCCAUCCACUCGUCUCCGGUCAAUUCCCCCACUGAGUCCACCUCUUUGAAACAACUUGAAUCAACAUAA
Molecule: messenger RNA, 207 nt
Organism: Ogataea philodendri
Lineage: Eukaryota; Fungi; Ascomycota; Pichiomycetes; Pichiales; Pichiaceae
Exons: 1
Coding region: 1-207 (68 amino acids)
Source: RefSeq, a predicted model, not a curated record